Molecule: messenger RNA, 22829 nt
Organism: Coregonus sp. 'balchen'
Lineage: Eukaryota; Metazoa; Chordata; Actinopteri; Salmoniformes; Salmonidae
Source: the annotation of a GenBank genome assembly
AUGGAACCUUGUCAAUGCGCAUCAGCGGCAGUCGUAUGUGUUGGCCUGCUGGCGGUCAGCCAUCUUGGUCGGGCUGAGAGCUGGAUGACAGGCUGUGGCUCUGAGACCAAAACACACACAGAUUACAGGAUGGUAUUGUUGGCGAAACAGAUUUAUUUCAGAUUCUCUCUCUCACUCUCUCUCUUUUUUCAGGGUCGGCAUGUCAAAACAGGCCAGCUUGCAGCCAUCAAAGUUAUGGACGUCACUGGCGUAAGUCACAUGCACGCACGUGCACACACACACACAAAAAUAAAGAAAGCUAUCCCAAAUUGUUCUCAACUGUGUUUGUGUGUGUGUAUAUCACUAUAAGGUGUUUGUAUCACUAUAAGGUGUUUGUGUGUGUGUGUGUGUGUGUGUGUGUGUGUGUGUUCCAGGAUGAGGAAGAGGAGAUUAAAGCAGAGAUCAACAUGUUGAAGAAGUACAGCCACCAUCGGAACAUUGCUACCUACUAUGGUGCCUUCGUCAAGAAAAAUCCACCUGGUAUCGACGACCAGCUAUGGGUACGUAAGUGUUUGUACAGUGAGGGGAAAAAAGUAUUUGAUCCCAUGCUGAUUUUGUACGUUUGCCCACUGACAAAGACAUGAUCAGUCUAUAAUUUUAAUGGUAGGUUUAUUUGAACAGUGAGAGACAGAAUAACAACAACAAAAUCCAGAAAAACGCAUGUCAAAAAUGUUAUAAAUUGAUUUGCAUUUUAAUGAGGGAAAUAAGUAUUUGACCCCUCUGCAAAACAUUACUUAGUACUUGGUGGCAAAACCCUUGUUGGCAAUCACAGAGGUCAGACGUUUCUUGUAGUUGGCCACCAGGUUUGCACACAUCUCAGGAAGGAUUUUGUCCCACUCCUCUUUGCAGAUCUUCUCCAAGUCAUUAAGGUUUCGAGGCUGACAUUUGGCAACUCGAACCUUCAGCUCCCUCCACAGAUUUUCUAUGGGAUUAAGGUCUGGACAUUGGCUAGGCCACUCCAGGACCUUAAUGUGCUUCUUCUUGAGCCACUCCUUUGUGGCCUUGGCUGUGUGUUUUGGGUCAUUGUCAUGCUGGAAUACCCAUCCACAACCCAUUUUCAAUGCCCUGGCUGAGGGAAGGAGGUUCUCACCCAAGAUUUGACGGUACAUGGCCCCGUCCAUUGUCCCUUUGAUGCGGUGAAAUUGUCCUGUCCCCUUAGCAGAAAAACACCCCCAAAGCAUAAUGUUUCCACCUCCAUGUUUGACGGUUCUCAUGAUCAUUGCAACUCCACGAGGUGAGAUCUUGCAUGGUGCCCCAGGCCGAGGGAGAUUGACAGUUCUUUUGUGUUUCUUCCAUUUGCGAAUAAUCGCACCAACUGUUCUCACCUUCUCACCAAGCUGCUUGGCGAUGGUCUUGUAGCCCAUUCCAGCCUUGUGUAGGUCUACAAUCUUGUCCCUGACAUCCUUGGAGAGCUUUUUGGUCUUGGCCAUGGUGGAGAGUUUGGAAUCUGAUUGAUUGAUUGCUUCUGUGGACAGGUGUCUUUUAUACAGGUAACAAGCUGAGAUUAGGAGCACUCCCUUUAAGAGUGUGCUCCUAAUCUCAGCUCGUUACCUGUAUAAAAGACACCUGGUAGCCAGAAAUCUUUCUGAUUGAGAGGGGGUCAAAUACUUAUUUCCCUCAUUAAAAUGAAAUCAAUUUAUAACAUUUUUGACAUGCAUUUUUUCUGGAUUUUUUGUUGUUGUUAUUCUGUCUCUCACUGUUCAAAUAAACCUACCAUUAAAAUUAUAGACUGAUCAUUUCUUUGUCAGUGGGCAAACAUACAAAAUCAGCAGGGGAUCAAAUACUUUUUUCCCUGACUGUGAGUGAGUUUGGUGUGUGUUAAACCUCUCUCUCUGUCUGUCUCUGUCUCUGUCUCUGUCUCUCUCUCUCUCUGUCUCUCUCUGUCUGUCUCUCUCUCUCUCUGUCUGUGUAGUUGGUGAUGGAGUUCUGUGGGGCAGGCUCAGUAACAGAUCUGAUUAAGAACACCAAGGGGAACUCUCUGAAGGAGGAGUGGAUUGCCUACAUCUGCAGAGAGAUCCUUAGGGUACCACCCUCUAUGUAGAACUAAUGCAAUCAACACAUUUGGAAUGAGACCUACUGAAAUAAUGUCUUAUAAUUACCAACCUCUUUCUAUCGCUAGGGUCUGACCCAUCUCCACCAACAUAAGGUCAUCCACAGAGACAUCAAGGGUCAGAACGUCCUGCUGACAGAGAACGCAGAGGUCAAACUGGGUGAGGCAGGCAAGCAGGCAGGCAGGCAGGCCGGCCAGCCGGCAGACAGACAGACAGGCAGACAGACAGCAAACUGUUUAAACAUGAGUGUGUGUGUUUGUGUGCAUAUGUUCCAGUGGACUUCGGUGUGAGUGCCCAGUUGGACCGUACGGUGGGAAGGAGGAACACGUUUAUAGGGACGCCCUAUUGGAUGGCUCCUGAAGUCAUCGCCUGCGACGAAAAUCCUGAGGCCACCUACGACUUCAAGGUACCUUAGCUGGCUGUGUGUGGAUGCGUGUGUUUCUUUGAGGGUUUAGUGUAUUUUCCCUUCUCAUCUUCUCCAUCGCUCCUAACUUAUCUCUCUCUUUCUCUCUCUCAGAGUGAUCUGUGGUCUCUGGGUAUUACAGCUAUAGAGAUGGCAGAAGGAGCACCGCGUAAGUACCAGCACCUACCACACACAGGCUGGCACAAUACCGUGGCAUUAGACACUAUCAGAUGUUUUGUGCGUUGGUUGGAGGUGUUGUGGUUUGUUAUUGGGGGUAUCCUGAGAUGGGUAUUGUGUGUGUGUGUGUGUGUCAAGGCUCUGGUGUUAACCCUUUCUCUUCCUCUGCAGCACUGUGUGACAUGCACCCAAUGAGGGCUCUCUUCCUGAUCCCCAGGAACCCUGCCCCCAGACUCAAGUCCAAGAAGUGGUGAGUUACCACACACACACGCGCGCGCACUCACACAAACACUCACUAUGUUGUCUCUGUAUACGUUCAGGUCUAAGAAGUUCCAGUCGUUCAUCGAGAGUUGCUUAGUGAAGAGUCAUGGUCAGAGACCCAACACAGAACAGCUGUUGAAGCACCCCUUCAUCAGAGAGCUGCCCAACGAACGACAGGUCCGCAUCCAACUGAAGGACCACAUCGACAGAACCAAGAAGAAACGCGGAGAGAGGGGUGAGGCACACACACACACACACACACAACAGAGGGCUCAGAUCCCAUUGUGUCUGCCAUUGACGUGUGUUUGUAACUGGUUAAUGUGUGUGUGUGUUUCUAACCAUGUGUUACAGAUGAGACUGAGUAUGAGUACAGUGGCAGUGAGGAAGAGGAGGAGGAACGGGAUAUGGGGGAGCCAAGGUGGGGGUUUUCUGUGCUUGUGCGUACAUGCACUGGUGUGUGCAUGCGUAUUUGCUUCCAAAAGGGAUUUACGCUCAUAAACCUUCCCUCUCCUAUCUCUUCUCUCAUUGGUCCUUGUCCAGCUCCAUCAUCAACAUCCCUGGGGAGUCGACGUUGAGGCGGGACUUCCUGCGGCUGCAGCUGGCCAAUAAGGAGCGUUCUGAGGCUCUGAGGCGGCAGCAGUUGGAGCAACAGCAGAAUGAGGAACACAAACGCCUCCUGUUGGCAGAACGACAGAAACGCAUAGAGGAGCAGAAAGAACAGAGGAGGAGACUGGAGGAGGUAGAGCAGUGUUGGGAAGACCAGCAUGGUCUUUACUCUAUCAUGCCCACCUGGACCGUACUCUGCUGGCUCAGAUCGUUUCUGUUCACAUUGCAUUUUCCAGCACAGCUCAGCUUGAUAACAUAUCUGGUGCCAGCUUUGAUAACCUAUAUAAAAAGAAAGCACGCUGGUCCUAUACCAUUCAUUCUCUCUCUCACUGUCUUUAUUUUUUCUCUCUCACUCCCUCGCUCUCUCUCUCCAUCUCUCUCUUUCUCCAACAGCAACAGCGUAGGGAACGUGAGAUGAGGAAGCAACAGGAGAGAGAACAGAGGAGACGCUAUGAAGAGAUGGAACAACUACGGAGAGAUGAGGAGAGGAGGCACGCAGAGAGAGAACAGGUACACACACAGGUAACACUCAGGUGCGCACACACCCACACUCUCUCCCUCUCUCUCUCUCACACAUAACAUACACACAUCAACUAGGAAUCACCCCAUUCUGCCAGAGCUCUUUUGCAGACCAGAUAUAGACUUAACAUAGAUCUGUCAUGAGGCUGACAUUUAGAUGUUAUGAAGCUACAUGUCCCAGGCCAGGUAUAGUAAGGGUCUGGGUCAAGGAUCCGGAUGGUUCUGCUUCACUAAUGUUUCUCUUUCACUCUAAUGUUUAAUACUCACUCUCUAAAACACUUUGUUUUUCUCUCUUACACGCUUGAUUCAAUACUAAAUACCAAGUCUCUUUUUUUGGUAAUGCCGUUUUCUUUUCUUUCUUCCAACUGAAUCUGCUAAUCACUCUCUGUCUCUCUGUUCUCUCUCUCUCUCUCUCCCUCUCUCUCUGUAUCUCUUCUCUCUCUCUCUCUCCUCUGUAUCUCCCAUCUCAUGUCCUCUCUCUCUCUCAUCUGUCUCUGUCGUCUCUGAUCUCUCUCUCUGUCCUCUCUGUCUCUCUGUAGUCUCUCUCUCUCUCUCUGUAUCUCUCUCUCUUUGAUCUCUCUCUCUGUCCUCAUCUCUCUCUCUGUUCUCUCUGUCUUUCUGUCUUAUCUGUAUAUCUCUCUAUUCUCUCUCUAGUAUUAUCUAUAUAUUAUUACUAUAUCUUCUUCUCAUAUCGUAUAUCUUAUCUUCUAUCUCUAUGUAUUGCCUCUGUAUAUCUUCUCGUCUCUGUGUAUCUUCUCUCUAGUCUUCUCUCUCUACCUCUAUCGUAUUAUCUCUCUGUCAUCUCUCUAUUGUCACUCUACUCUAUUCUCUCGCUGUCUCUUCUUAGUCUCUCUCUCUAAUAUAUCGUCAUCUUCUAUGUCCUCUUUCUAUCUUCGUGUUCUCUCUUUUUAUGUCUCUAUAUGUCCGAUCUUACGCUGUUCCUCUCUCUUUUCAUGUCACUCAUCUCUGUCUCUAUCUCUGUCACUCUGCUUACUCAUGGCUUUUCUCCGUCCUCUCUCUUAUCUCUAUUGUGUCCUCUCUCUCUGUCUCUCUCUCUGUCCCUCUGUCUAUCUCUAUCGGUACUCUCUCUGAUGGUCCCCUCCUCUCUACUUUGUAUCUCUAUUGUACUUUGUUCUCUUCUCUAUGCUCUAUCUAUCUCAUCUCGUCUAUAUUAUCUGUAUCUCUAUCUCUCUAUAUUCUGCUUCUACUCUGUCGUAUCCUACUUUCAUCUAUUCUCUACGUCUCUCUCUCUGUCCUCUAUCUCUGUCCUUCUCUAUAUGUCUUCUAUAUCCUCUGUCUUAUCUCUCUCUCCUCUCUACUCUCUCUUCUUAUCUCUGUAUCUAUCUCAUCUCUGAUCUUUUCUCUAUCUUCUAUCUCUACUGUACUCUCUCUUCUCUCUGUCAUUUCCUCUAUCUGUCCUCUCUCGAUCUAUAUGUUCUUCUGUUGUCUCUCUUCUGUUCCCCUUUUUGUCCUUUUGCCCUUUUUUCUCUGUUUUUCUCGUCCUUUCUCUGUUUCUCUGUUCACUCCUCUUCUUCUUUUUCUCUCUGUUUUCUUUUCCUUUUCUUUCCCCCUUUUCCUCCUUUUGUCCUCUUUUCUUGCCCUCUCUCUCUGUGUCCUCUCUCUCUCUUUCUCUUUCUCUCUCUCUCUCUCUCUUAUCUCCAUUAUUCCCCUCUGCUAUGUUGGUCUUAAUCUUUACUUCGGGUUCUUUCUCUCUUUCAACAAAUCUUCUCCUUAAUCUGUCCUUGUCCAACCUCUCUCACUUUCUCUUUAUCCCUCUCCUUUCUCCUCUUCUCUCUCCAUCACUCUAUUUCUGCCUCUGAUGACUCACAUGGCUGCUCUCCUGCUGCUCUGAUUGGCUGAUAUCCUGGCUAUCUGGCCUGUGAUUGGUUAGGAGUAUAUCCGUAGGCAGCUGGAGGAGGAGCAAAGACAGCUGGAGAUUCUACAGCAACAACUGCUCCAGGAGCAGGCUCUACUGAUGGUAACCUCAUCCCUAAGUCCUCAGCCUAUCACCACUAACCAUUCACUCAGUGGCAUGUCCAGAACAUUUUGAAUGGGGUGGCCAAGGUGGGGCACAGACCCACUUUAGGGGUGCCAUAACAUUUUGAACCUUAAUUUCCAAUAUAAUUAUGAUGGUUCAACGCCAGUGGAGGCUGGUGACUUGAAAGAUUGAGGAGGACGGACCGCACAGAUGGCAAAGCUUGUUUGAAAAACUGUCUAAGACAAAUUAUUUUAACCUAAAACAUUUAUUAACGGCGUUUAUAGUUCAAUAUUCUAGGGAGUAGCAGUGGAGGACAGGCUCAUCAUAGAUGGAUGGUGUUUGACAAGCGCUCAACUCUUCCAUUUAUGGCAGGACAGGAUUGUACUGUGAAGACAAACUCCACAAAUAUGUGCAGUUAGACUAAACAGCCAACACAUAAAUUAUAAUGAUAUAAGCCUCUAUUUAUUGCAGGAUUGUGAUUAAUCAACAUUGACACUAGUUCAACAUUGACACCAGGGGUGGGCUGGCCCAGUCCUGGUGAAGAUGCUACUGAGUGUUUGCUGGAAUCAGCUUCCCUGCCCUGAAUGCUACUUGAGGAAGGUGUAAUACUGACAUCAGAUCAGAAAUUACUUGCACAACGUGCCGCUGGUCCCGCCUCAUUGAGUUGAUCAACUUGAGUAACGACCUAUCAGAUCUCAGAAUUUCUGGGGGGGGCCACCAGGGUUGUCGAUCAGAUUUCAGGGGGGGCCGUGGGCCACCCUCUGGACAUGCCACUGCUUCACUAUGGCUAUCUAGCCCUCUACUCCUACUCCACAUCUCAGUGUUGCCUCCACAAAAACCCCAUAUCUCUCUUGUGGAUCCAGCACAUACAUUGAGUCGUUGCAUUCCUCCCUGUGUAAACUGUAUGUGUGCGUGUAACUACAGGAGUACAAGCGUAAGCAGAUUGAGGAGCAGCGCCAGGCUGAGCGGCUCCAGAGACAGUUGCAGCAGGAGAGGGCCUACCUGGUGUCCUUACAGCAGCAGCAGGAGCCACGGCCACAAGACAACAAACAGCUGUACCACUACAAAGACACAGCCCCCAAUAACGACAAACCUGCCUGGGCCAAGGAGGUACUGUUAACACAGCACUCGUAGAUGGGUUCAGUUUAUGUGGUUACACCAGCAGUAUAUUUUACAACAUUUACAUCAUGUCUCCUACAAUGAUCUCUCUUUCUCGCUUCCAAAAGCAGGAUUUUGGUUUUCUGAAGAGUUGGAUCCCUGUAGCGUUGCAAUGUCUGAACUAUAAGAUAUAUGACAACGUCUCUCUCUUACUCCGACACACACAGCGUCUCCAUCAUGGACAGCUCCUCUACUAGUUUAUGUGUUAGUUCUAAAAGUGUUGUUCAGGUUCUGCCAUGGUAAUGUGUGUGUGUGCUUGAUUAGUAGACAAGUGUGUGUGUAAAAUGACAGUAUGUCCACCUGUAUAUGUGUGUGAUGUUGUGUAUGAUGCCCCCUGUCUCUAGGUGAUGCGUCGAGCCCAGAGUAACUCCCCUCGUAUACCUCCCAAGAAGCACCACUCCUUUAACCAGCCUCGAGAAGCCAGCCUAUCACACCUCCUCCUGCUCCCUGGUUACACCCCCCGCUCCCGCCCCCCCUCCUACCCUGCCCAAUCAAGCAACUCUGGAGAGAGGCUCCUCCAAUCUGAUAAUGUGACCGUUCCGUGUAUACGUGUGUCCUGUGCCUCUGAUCCUGUCCCUGACUCCUCUUAUCCAAUCCUGCGUCAUCCUGAGGCGAGAAGGAGGAGCCCUGAGGGAGGAGUCCAGGAGUCUAGGGGGAGGUGUCCAGGUCGUCUGGUCAGUCAGGGAGACACACCCACUUCCUGUGUGUCUGAUCCACUUCCUUGUCCCCCCUCUCUCUCCAGAGGUGGACUAACAUUAAUCCUUGACUGGUGUGUCUGGGGAGCUCUCUCUCUUUCCCUUCACUCCUUUCUUCUGGACGUGACUCUCCUUUCCCUAUUAACCAUUUUCUCUUCCCUUGCACCAGGGGACGGACUCCUGAAAAAACCCUGCCUGGAAUGUUCUAUGUUUUAGAAUGGUUGCUGGUGUUUUCUAGAAUGGUGGCUGGUGUUUUCUAGAACAGCUUUUUUCCUUCUCUACAUUCUGGAAUGGUGCAUGGCAUGGUUAUAGAUGUACUCUCAGAGACUAACAGACUUGUCAUUUCCAGAUUAUCGUCUGUAACUGUUUCAUUAACCCCUUCCUCCCAUCUCUCUCUUCCUCUAGAGGUCUUUACCACAGACUGGUCUGUCUCCUUCAGAAUCUCAGUUCUUCAAACUGAAUGUUUUAGUCUGCUUCAUGUUCAGGCUCCAUGCUUCUCUCAGGGACACACUGCAGCUCCUGAUUUAGCCUAGAUCCAGGCCACACACACCACACCAGGCUUGCCCCCCAGUGGCCACUGUGAACUGAUGUAGGCCAGCCGCGGCUAUAUCUGUCUCAGCCCACACGGGUGUAUCUACUUCCCUAUAGACACACACACCGGUACACACACACACACCGGUACACACACAGGCACGUACACACACAUGCAGACUGUAGCCAGGUCUGUCUCUGGUCUCUCCUGAACAUGGCUUCUCCUCCAUGGUAACGGCUCUGAGGGAAACUGGAGGUUUGACACACAUGUCACACAAGACACACAAACAUACAUGCAUUGAUAAAUAUGUCACUGACGGCCAAUAUAAAUGAUUGUGCUCUGUGUGUGCGGGUGUGUGUGCGUGCGUGUGUGUGUCAGGUGGAAGAGCGUUCCAAGCUGAACAGACAGAGUUCUCCAGCGCUGCAACAUAAAGUGUCCAACCGUAUCUCCGACCCAUCCCUGCCCCCCCGCUCAGAGUCCUUCAGCAGCGGGGGCAUACAGCAGGCCCGAACACCCCCCAUGCACCGCUCCGUAGAACCACAGGUGUGUGUGUGUGGGGGAGUGGAAGGGUGUGGGUGCAUGUGUACAGUAUAUGUAUGUGCACGUUUACCCUUUUUGAUGUUUGUUUCUCCUCCUUUCAUUUCCCCUUUCCCUCCCACUCUACCUUCCUCACCUCCCUCCCCCUCUACCUUCCUCACCUCCCUCCACCUAUCCUCCCUAUCCCCUUCCUUCUCCUCCCUUUCCCCCUCUCCCUCCCCUGUUCAUUUCCUCACCUCCCUCCCCCUCUCCUCUCUCCCGGCUCCUCUCUCUUCCUCCUCUACACCUGCUCCUCUACCUGCCUGGUCCUGAUGUAUGAUCCUGCUCCUCUGGUCUGGUCCUGGUCUGGUCUUGUCAGAUGGCCCACCUGGUGCAGGUGAAGUCCCAUGGUCUGUCUGGGUCCCAGUCUCUUCACGACCCUGCAGGGGUCACGGGUCUGUCCCCCUCCCCAUCCCCCGGCCGCCCCCCCAUGCCCCGCCAGAACUCUGACCCUACCUCAGACACCCCUCCUUCUAUACCUCUCCCCCGCCUCGCUCCCCCGCUCGACAAACUGGACCGCAGCUCCUGGCUACGAACGGACCUAGACCUACCUCCCAAGGUCUGCAUGACAAUGUCUGUUGGUUUGUGUCUGGAAUGCAAUGUCUCAACUUUUGGUGCCCCUUACAAUUGUUUAUCUCAUAUCACUAUGUACAUACAGUUUAGCAAACUUAGUUUGAGAUUGAGAAUACAGUAUAUGAUCUACUCAGACACUCUGUGUCCCACUUAGACCUUUUCUAACUGUUUUUUAUUGGUUCUGUGUGUGUGUGUGUGUGUGUGUGUGUGUGUGUGUGUGUGUGUGUGUGUGUGUGGUGUGUGUGUGUGUGUGUGUGUGUGUGUGUGUGUGUGUGUGUGUGUGUGUGUGGUGUGUGUGUGUGUUUGGUUUUACUAUCCUUGUGGGGACCAGAAGUCCUCACAAGGAUAGUACAACAAGGAAAAUUCGGACAAGUUCGGACAUUUUGCCGGUCCCCUCAUGGAAAAGGCUAUUUUAGGGUUAGGGGUUAGAGAAAUUAGGAUUUUGAAGGGGAAUCAAUUGUUUGGUCCCCACAAGGAUAGUAAAACACACGUGUGUGUAUGUGCAGGUGCCCCAGAGGACCACGUCUAUCUCUCCAGCCCUGGUCAGGAAGAACUCUCCUGGGAACGGACCUGGGGGCCUUGCUCCUAGAGCUGGAGCCAACCUGAUACAGGCCAGGUACACACACACACACAUAUAUACUAUACACACAUACACAAACGCCAUGUUCCUUUGUGAAUCAGGCAGUUUUUGUGUGUUGCCAUAGUAACCCAGACCUGCGGAGGGCUGAUGUUCCCAUGGAAACUCCCCUGAAGAGGAAGAGCAGCGGCAGCUCCUCCAGUUCCUCUACCCCUUCCUCCCAGGGGGGCAGCAACGAAAGAGGUACACACAAACACCACCACACACAGAUUCCCAUGUGUGUUACUGUAAAUGUUUCAACCCUUAAGACUCUAUACCAGGGGUGUCAAACUCAUUUUAGCUCAGGGGCCACAUGGAGGAAAAUCUAUUCCCAAGUGGGCCGGACCGGAAAAAUCAUGGUGUAUAUAUAACUUAAAAACAACAACUUCAGAUUGUUUUCUUUGUUUUAAUACGAUCAACAUACAACAUAAAGCUGGAGCCUGAGGACAGUGUGUCCAAAAUAGUACAAGCACAACAUCACUAUUAAUCAUAAAACACGUCAAGUUUAUUUGAAAAUUCUAAAGAACACACAAACACACAAUGCCUCAGUGAUUAACAGAACUGUUUCACAGAUCACAGAACUAUAUCAGGGUGUCAUUUCUCAGGCAGAAAUGUAGAUACAAAUAAUGAAAUCCUGUUCCCCAAACAAGUGCAAGAACCACAGAGUCAAGAAUAGGUUAAAUAUACAAAUAAAAUAAAAUCAAUUAAAAACAAUAGCACAUCAACAUAAAAACAUAUAAACAUAAAGCUGGAGCCUGAGGACAGUGUCCAAAAGCACAACAUCACUAUUAAUCAUAAAACACCUCAAGUUAUUUGAAAGUUCUGAGGACAAAGAACACACAAACACACAAUGCCUCAGUGAUUCGCAGAACUGUUUCACAGAUCACAGAACUAUAUCAGGGUGUCAUUUCUCAGGCAGAAAUGUAGAUAAAAAUUAUGAAAUCCUGUUCCCCAAACAAGUGCAAGAACCACAGAGUCAAUAAUAGGUUAAAUAUACAAAUAAGAUAAAAUCAAUUAAAAACAAUAGCACAUCAACAUAAAAACAUAUAAACAUAAAGCUGGAGCCUGAGGACAGUGUCCAAAAGCACAACAUCACUAUUAAUCAUAAAACACCUCAAGUUAUUUGAAAGUUCUGAGGACAAAGAACACACAAUGCCUCAGUGAUUCACAGAAGUAUAUCACAGAUCACAGAACUAUAUCAGGGUGUCAUUUCUCAGGCAGAAAUGUAGAUAAAAAUAAUGAAAUCCUGUUCCCCAAACAAGUGCAAGAACCACAGAGUCAAGAAUAGGUUAAAUAUACAAAUAAAAUAAAAUCAAUUAAAAACAAUAGCACAUCAACAUAAAAACAUAUAAACAUAAAUCUGAAAGCGUUGCUCAAACUCCCGUAACAGUCCCGUUAUUUUAUCUUUGAACCGCUUCAUGUCUGCCACAUGUUGGGUCGCGCACACAUUUUUCAGACAGGGGAAGUGAGCUGCAUCACCACCGGCAAGUUGCGUCUCCCACAAUGACAGCUUCAACUUGAGAGAACGUAUGCUGUCAUAAUACUGUGUGACAACUUUGUUGCGCCCUUGCAGCUGUUUGUUCAAGUUAUUCAGGUGCUCUGUAACAUCCACCAUAAAUGCAAGGUCCGGCAUCCAUUCUGCGGAAUGAAAUUCUAACACUGGUUUGCCUUUUUCUUCCAUGAACUGUUCAAUUUCUUCUCGUAAAUCAAAGAAACGCCUCAGCACAGCACCUCGGCUUAACCAUCUUACCUCAGUGUGGUAUGGCAGGCCAUAGAUGUGGUCUUUCUCUCUGAGAAGGCUGUCAAACUGACGGUGAUUCAGGCUUCUGGAUCGGAUGAAAUUAACAGUUUGGAUGACCACCUUCAUGACGUUAUCCAUCUUUAAUGACUUGCAACACAAAGCCUCCUGGUGCAAAAUACAGUGAAAAGUCAAAAAAUCACGUCCUCCAUUUGCAGAUUGCACUUUCUCUCUGAACUUUGUCACAACGCCUGCUUUUUUCCCGAUCAUUGAGGGCGCACCAUCUGUAGCCAGGCUGACAGCGCGGGACCAGUCCACUCCGACCCUGUCCAGCACACCAACGAGUGCGGUAAAAAUAUCAGCUGCUGUCGUUGUAUCUGUCAUCGGCACCAACUCCACGAACUCCUCGGUGACGGUCAAUGUGUCAUCAACUCCGUGGAUGAAAAAAUGGCCAGUUGUGCAACAUCUGUAAUGUCCGUGCUUUCAUCAAUUGCAACCGAAAACGCAAUAAAUGACUUUACUUUUUGCUUCAACUGGCUGUCCAAAUCCACUGAAAGAUCGGAAAUCCUGUCUGCAACUGUGUUUCUUGUCAGGCUGAUAUUUGCAAAAGCCUGCCGCUUUUCAGGGCACACAAUCUCUGCUGCCUUCAUCAUGCAUGUUUUUACAAAUUCACCCUCACUAAAUGGUUUUGAAGCCACUGCGAUUUCAUUAGCAAUGAGGUAGCUAGCUUUCACUGCAGCGUCACUGAUGUCUCGGCUGUGAGUAAACACAGACUGCUGUUUCUUCAGACCCGCCAACAGUUCAUUCACCUUCUCUCAUCUCCGCUGUCCUUGAAAGUUGUCAUAUUUGUCGGCAUGAAGACUCACAUAGUGGCGACGAAGGUUAUAUUCUUUCAGCACUGCAACAUGCUCUGAACACACCAAACAUACAGCUUUCCCAUUCAAUUCCGUGAUUAAAUAGGAUGACAAUUUUUCUUGGAACACUGCACUCUGCGUCCACUUUUCUCUUUUUUGACAUAGACAUAUUGGGGCAAUGAGGGUGCCAAAGCACAUAAUGUUAAAAGUAGAAGCCGUAAUAAAUAUUGCGGGCAAAACAAAGUAGCUCAUUGCUCAUUGCACGUGCUUGACCUACUUGCUCUGCCCCGGUAUAAACAGUUUGCUUGCUUAACACAAUUGCUAUUGCGCCAUCCAGUGGGCGCAAUUGGAACAGCAGUUUAUUUUAUUGAAAAAUUGCAGCGCAUUUUUAUACUUUACAAAAUUAAAACACUUUUUUUUAAUUUUUUUUAUUUUAAAUCAUCUCGCGGGCCGGAUUAAACCCGUUUGCGGGCCUGAUCCGGCCCGCGAGCCGUACGUUUGACACCCCUGCUCUAUACAGUCAGAGAGAAGAUGUGGUUGGUUGACUAUUUAGUGAGCAGUGAUGUGAUUGGUUGACAGGGGCCAAUAAAGCGGAGGGGUCUGGGGCACCGGCCCAGGAGACCAAAGAAGAGAACAGAGAUGUGACACUGACACGACCUAGCAGGCCCGCGGUGAGUACAGAAAAAACACAACCCAUUCUCUUCUUUGAACUAACCAAUACAUGUCUCAUCUCUUUCGUCUUCUCUCAUCUCUGUCCCUCCCACAUUCCUUUUUUAUUCUCUCCCUCCUCUUUCUCCGCUCUGCGUUUCUCUCCAACCUCUUUAGAGCUAUAAGAGAGCUGUAGAUGAGGUUAGUGGCAUUUCUCCUCCCCCUUUCUCCAUCUCGCUCACUCUCUCACCCAUUCACUUCCUAGCUCUUUCACUCAUUCAUCCACUCAGGGAUUUACUCACUAUCACCACCCUCUCCCCCUCUAGGGCUGUUGCGGUGACCAUAUUACCACCACACCGGCUGUCAUGACCGCAGUAAAAUUCCAUGUGACCGCUGAGUCACGGUAAUCUCCUCUUAUGCACUCUGGACAUGCAUUAGUAGUACCCAACUCUCUAACGACCAUCAGGUCGCUAACAGCCUGGUACUCAGGGCUCUAUUGUCCCUCUAACCACUCUGACAUCAAUGAAAAUGCAAUCAAAAAUCACAUAAAAAACGUAUCAUCAAAACAGUAUUGUGCUUUUAAAACUCACUUCAUGGGGCCUCCCGAGUGGCGCAGCGGUCUAAGGCACUGCACUGCAUCUCAGCACUUGAGGCGUCACUACAGACCCCCUGGUUAGAUUCCAGGCUGUAUCACAACCGGCCGUGAUUGGGAGUCCCAUAGGGUGGCGCACAAUUGGCCCAGCGUCGUCCAGGUUAGGGGAGGGUUUGGCCGGCGGGGCUUUACUUGGCUCAUCGCGCUCUAGCGACUCCUUGUGGCGGGCCGGGCGCCUGCAGGCUGACUUCGGUUGUCAGGUGAACGGUGUUUCCUCUGACACAUUGGUACAGCUGGCUUCCGGGUUAAGCGGGCGGGUGUUAAGAAGCGCGGUUUGACAGGUCGUGUAUCGGAGGACGCAUGACUCGACCUUCGCCUCUCCUAAGCCCGUUGGGGAGUUGCAGCGAUGAGACAAGAUCGUAAUUGGAUCGCAAUUGGAUAUCACGAAAAGGGGGUAAAAAAAAAAUAGGUAUAAAAUAAAAAUCACUUCACUGUGAUUGAUCAAUUUGAAUAAAGAAGUUCAAACUGGGAGAAACUGAGUGAAAAACAUGGUCUUUGUGGAUGUUGUUUCAAAGCCUAACAACGAAAUGGACAGUGCUUUCUAAGGUGAUGAUUAAUUCAAAACGCCCAUACGCAUAUUAGAGCUUAAGCCCGAAAAAAAAACUCGGAAUUAAAAUAAUGAUUGUGCCAUUAUACAAUACAUAGUUUACUGCUGGGGUCUCCAAAGGGUCGAUCACGAGCUGCCAGUAGCCCAUUUAUGAGUAGCCCCUGUCUGUCUGUGUGGUGCGAGUGUUUGUCUGUCACUCUGUGUGUAGCCAGUUGAUGUGACAACCGUCUUAUGGGUUGACAGAAACAUUUCCCCCAAAACCUUCUCAAUUAAAGGUUAACUGCAGAGUAGUCUUACCUGGCAGAAGUAUAUCAUAAGUAUAUCAUUUGUAUCUAUUAUUUUAUUUGUUAUUUGGAAACUUUACCAUGAAAUGAACAGCAGCAGUACAGAACCAUCACUAGACGGCACAUUCCUCAAGGGCCAGAUGCUCAAUUAAAGGGCCAGAUGUGCAAUUAAAGGGGAAUUACACUCAAACAUAUAAAUGUGUUUGUUUUCUUCCAGACCCCCAAUAAAUGGUCUUCAGAUGUGAUUUAAGCAUUUUCAUGGACUCAGAACAUCCAAUUUCGUUGUUUCUCUAUGAGCAAUUGUAAUUUUGAGAGUAAAAUAAAAAUCUAAAACCAGGAAAAAUAUAACCGAAAACAUAAUUUGGGAAAAUGUAAAACAGAUUUUAUAGGGCCCCCACUUAGAGUUGUUUAUUAACAACGUUUGCUACUUUCUCUUGUACACUAAGGACCCGGGGAAGAGUUGCAGGGGAGACGAGAAGAGAAGAGUGUACCUAUUUGAAAGCUAGAAAAACAUGAGUAGCUCGCAACGUUUCAUUUUUUAAAAGUAGCUCUCAUGCUAGAAAAGGUUGGAGAACCCUGGUCUAUCACAAAUUACGCACGGCAGAAAAACAUUACAAAAAUUACUGAUUUUAAGAUGUCUUUGGUGCAUAAUUGGUCUAGCCUAUACUCCAAAACUGAACAAAUUCUAGUAAUGGCCUUUGAGUGUGGAAUCUAUUAUUGUGCAUAGUGGAUGGACUGGUUACCUUAUGCUACGCUCCAAACGUUCUAUCCAUGAGUUUAGGAGAGAACGUAUUGGCCUAGGCAAUGCUUUUGGUUCAUUGAUUGUGCAGGGCAGCUUACAGAGUUUUAGCCUACAAUUAUAGUGAAUAUGUAUUUGAUUUUGAAUAGCCUAGUAAUAAGGUAUUUUUUAUAUUUUUUUGUUGUGAAAACAUGUUACUAUCGAUGUUCCCUAACAUAUGUCAUGUGUUUUCCCAAAUUAAGCACUAGAUAGCUGCAGGAACAGGGUUGGAGAGCCCAUGGCAUACAGAGGAAUAUGACUUGUCGCGCAGCGAGAGGCUGCAUGCUCCUCAAACAGUGGUUGAUGCCUGGAGUGAAAUAACCAGAAUAGCCAGCAUGAUUGAAAAACGAACAGGCGAGAAAGCGGCCUCCAUUCGCUAUUCGAGUGCAUACGGCUGACAUGUCUUUUUUCCCCCUGCUCUUGUUUCUGCCCAUUUCAUAAUGGGCCAUUCUAAAUCAAAACCAAUUUUACAUACAGUGGGGAAAAAAAGUAUUUAGUCAGCCACCAAUUGUGCAAGUUCUCCCACUUAAAAAGAUGAGAGAGGCCUGUAAUUUUCAUCAUAGGUACACGUCAACUAUGACAGACAAAAUGAGAAAGAAAAUUCCAGAAAAUCACAUUGUAGGAUUUUUAACGAAUUUAUUUGCAAAUUAUGGUGGAAAAUAACUAUUUGGUCAAUAACAAAAGUUUCUCAAUACUUUGUUAUAUACCCUUUGUUGGCAAUGACACAGGUCAAACGUUUUCUGUAAGUCUUCACAAGGUUUCCACACACUGUUGCUGGUAUUUUGGCCCAUUCCUCCAUGCAGAUCUCCUCUAGAGCAGUGAUGUUUUGGGGCUGUCGCUGGGCAACACAGACUUUCAACUCCCUCCAAAGAUUUUCUAUGGGGUUGAGAUCUGGAGACUGGCUAGGCCACUCCAGGACCUUGAAAUGCUUCUUACGAAGCCACGCCUUCGUUGCCCGGGCGGUGUGUUUGGGAUCAUUGUCAUGCUGAAAGACCCAGCCACGUUUCAUCUUCAAUGCCCUUGCUGAUGGAAGGAGGUUUUCACUCAAAAUCUCACGAUACAUGGCCCCAUUCAUUCUUUCCUUUACACGGAUCAGUCGUCCUGGUCCCUUUGCAGAAAAGCAGCCCCAAAGCAUGAUGUUUCCACCCCCAUGCUUCACAUUAGGUAUGGUGUUCUUUGGAUGCAACUCAGCAUUCUUUGUCCUCCAAACACGAUGAGUUGAGUUUUUACCAAAAAGUUAUAUUUUGGUUUCAUCUGACCAUAUGACAUUCUCCCAAUCCUCUUCUGGAUCAUCCAAAUGCACUCUAGCAAACUUCAGACGGGCCUGGACAUGUACUGGCUUAAGCAGGGGGACACGUCUGGCACUGCAGGAUUUGAGUCCCUGGCGGCGUAGUGUGUUACUGAUGGUAGGCUUUGUUACUUUGGUCCCAGCUCUCUGCAGGUCAUUCACUAGGUCCCCCCGUGUGGUUCUGGGAUUUUUGCUCACUGUUCUUGUGAUCAUUUUGACCCCACAGGGUGAGAUCUUGCGUGGAGCCCCAGAUCGAGGGAGAUUAUCAGUGGUCUUGUAUGUCUUCCAUUUCCUAAUAAUUGCUCCCACAGUUGAUUUCUUCAAACCAAGCUGCUUACCUAUUGCAGAUUCAGUCUUCCCAGCCUGGGGAAGGUCUACAAUUUUGUUUCUGGUGUCCUUUGACAGCUCUUUGGUCUUGGCCAUAGUGGAGCUUGGAGUGUGACUGUUUGAGGUUGUGGACAGGUGUCUUUUAUACUGAUAACAAGUUCAAACAGGUGCCAUUAAUACAGGUAACGAGUGGAGGACAGAGGAGCCUCUUAAAGAAGAAGUUACAGGUCUGUGAGAGCCAGAAAUCUUGCUUGUUUGUAGGUGACCAAAUACUUAUUUUCCACCAUAAUUUGCAAAUAAAUUCAUAAAAAAUCCUACAGUGUGAUUUUCUGGAGAAAAAAAAUCUCAAUUUGUCUGUCAUAGUUGACGUGUACCUAUGAUGAAAAUUACAGGCCUCUCAUCUUUUUAAGUGGGAGAACUUGCGCAAUUGGUGGCUGACUAAAUACUUUUUUCCCCCACUGUAUUCUAAGGUUUGUAUCAUUCACAACUAAACUUGGCAAAUAACUCUAAAUAACGUAUAGGACCUGUUUCAAAUUAUCACUUUUACGCUCAACAUAGCCACUUCAUAUGCACACUCGAUCCAGAAUGGGAAAAAUAUACUUUCUAUUUUAUUCAGCUAAGUUCAAUUAUAUUAUUCUCACUAUAAAAUUAUAUAAUAUAAAAUAAUGGCACAGGAUUUAUAAGCAUAUCUUGUCAGCUAAAUGAAAAAGCCUACAGCCUAUGGCAUGGAGCAUAGCCAGAUAACAUACAGUAGGCCAACUCAUAUUCUGUUCUUCUGAAAUACACUGAACAAAAAUAUAAACGCAACGUAAAAGUGUUGGUCCGAUGUUUCAUGAGCUGAAAUAAAAGAUCCCUGAAAUUGUCCAUACGCACAAAAUCUUAUCUCUCAAAUUUUGUGCACAAAUUUGUUUAUCACUGUUAGUGAGCAUUUCUUUUUUGCCAAGAUAAUCCAUCCACCUGAAAGGUGUGGGAUAUCAAGAAGCUGAUUAAACAGCAUGGUCAUUACUCAGGUGCACCUUGUGCUGGGGACAAUAAAAGGCCACUCUAAAAUGUGCAGUUUUGUCACACAACACAAUGCCACACAUUUUUCAAGUUUUGAGGGAGCUUGCAAUUGGCAUGCUGAAUGCAGGAAUGUCCACCAGAGCUGUUGCCUGAUAAUUUAAUGUUCAUUUCUCUACCAUAAGCCGCCUCCAACGUAGUUUUAGAGAAUUUGGCAGUACGUCCAUCCGGCCUCAAAACCACAGAUCACAUGUAAGCAGGCCAGCCCAGGACCUCCACAUCCGGCUUCUUCACCUGUGGGAUUGUCUGAGAAAGUGGGUUUGUGGGUUUGCACAAGUGGGUUUUGCACAACCGAAAAAUGUCUGUACAAACUGUCAGAAACCGUCUCGGGGAAGCUCAUCUGUGUGCUCGUUGUCCUCACCAGGGUCUUGAUCUGACUGCAGUUUUGCGUCGUAACCAACUUCACUGGGCAAAUGCUCACCUUCGAUGGCCGCUGGCACGCUGGAGAAGUGUGCUCCUCACGAAUGAAUCCCAGUUUCAACUGUACUGGGCAGAUGGCAGACAAGCGCGUAUGGCGUUGUGUGGGCGAGCGGUUUGCUGAUGUCAACGUUGUGAACAGAGUGUCCCGUGGUGGUGGGGUUAUGGUAUGGGCAAGCAUAAGCUACGGACAACGAACACAAUUGCGUUUGAUGGCAAUUUGAAUGCACAGAGCUACCGUAACGAGAUCCUGAGGCCCAUUGUCGUGCCAUUGAUCCGCCGCCAUCACCUCAUGUUUCAGCAUGAUAAUGCACGGCCCCAUGUCGCAAGGAUCUGUACACAAUUCCUGGAAGCUGAAAAUGUCCCAGUUCUUCCAUGGCCUGCAUACUCACCAGACGUCACCUAUUAGGCAUGUUUGGGAUGCUCUGGAUCGACGUGUACGAAAACGUGUUCCAGGUCCCGCCAAUAUCCAGCAACUUCGCACAGCCAUUGAAGAGGAGUGGGACAGCAUUUCCACAGGCCAGAAUCAACAGGCAAAUGUAGCAUAUUUGGGAUGCUCUGGAUCGACGUGUACGACAGCCUGAUCAACUCUGUGCGAAGGACAUGUGUCGCGCUGCAUGAGGCAAAUGGUGGUCAUACCAGAUACUGACUGGUUUUCUGAUCCACACCCCUACCUUUUUUUUAAGGUAUCUGUGACCAACAGAUACAUAUCUGUAUUCUAUUGUUAUAGCUUCAUUCUUACAUCAUCUACCUCUCUCUCCCCUUUUCUCUCUCUUAUUGCCUGUCUUUCUCACUAUCUCUCUUUUUCUAUUUUAUCUCUCCCUCUAUCAUCCAGGAGGAGUUGGUAAGAUAUCUAUUGAUUCCCAUGUGCACGCUCAUAUCCACACUGUCCUCUCUUUUCACAUGCACGCCCAGGGCCGGAUUAAGAAAUCACAGGACCCGGGGCUUUGGUUUUUGUGUUGUGACAAUGUAGGGGUGGUUAUAGAAGAUAGCCUUGUUUGGUAAAAGACCAAGUCCAUAUUAUGGCAAGAACCGCUCAAAUAAGCAAAGAGAAACGACAGUCCAUCAUUACUUUAAGACAUGAAGGUCAGUCAAUCCGGAACAUUUCAAGAACUUUGAAAGUUUCUUCAAGUGCAGUCGCAAAAACCAUCAAUCGCUAUGAUGAAACUGGCUAUCAUGAGGACCGCUACAGGAAAGGAAGACCCAGAGUUACCUCUGCUGCAGAGGAUAAGUUCAUUAGAGUUACCAGCCUCAUAAAUUGCAGCCCAAAUAAAUGAUUCACAGAGUUCAAGUAACAGACACAUCUCAACAUGAACUGUUCAGAGGGGACUGUGUGAAUCAGGCCUUCAUGGUCAAAUUGCUGCAAAGAAACCACUACUAAAGGACACCAAUAAGAAGAAGAGACUUGCUUGUGCCAAGAAACAUGAGCAAUGGACAUUAGACCGGUGGAAAUCUGUCCUUUGGUCUGAUGAGUCAGAAUUUGAGAUUUUUGGUUCCAACCGCCGUGUCUUUGUGAGACGCAGAGAAGGUCAACGGAUAAUCUCUACAUGUGUGUUUCCCACCGUGAAGCAUGGAGGAGGAGGAGGUGUGGGGGUGCUUUGCUGGUGACACUGUCUGUGAUUUAUUUAGAAUUCAAGGCGCACUUAACUAGCAUGGCUACCACAGCAUUCUGCAGCGAUACGACAUCCCAUCUGGUUUGGGCUUACAUUUACAUUUUAGUCAUUUAGCAGACGCUCUUAUCCAGAUCAACUUAUAGUUAGUGAUUGCAUACAUUUUCAUACUGGCCCCCCGUGGGAAACGAAUCCACAACCCUAGCGUUGCAAGUGCCAUGCUCUACCAACUGAGCUACAGGGCUUAGUGGGACUAUCAUUUGUUUUUCAACAGGACAAUGACCCAACACACCUCCAGGCUGUGUAAGGGCUAUUUGACCAAGAAGGAGAGUGAUGUAGUGCUGCGUCAGAUAACCUGGCCUUCACAAUCCCCCGACCUCAACCAAAUUGAAAUGGUUUGGGAUGAGUCGGACGGCAGAGUGAAGGAAAAGCAGCCAACAAGUGCUCAGCAUAUGUGGGAACUCCUUCAAGACUGUUGGAAAAGCAUUCCAGGUGAAGUUGGUUGAGAGAAUGCCAAGAGUGUGCAAAGCUGUCAUCAAGGCAAAGGGUGGCUAUUUGAAGAAUCUCAAAUAUAAACACUUUUUUGGUUGCUACAUGAUUCCAUAUGUGUUAUUUCAUAGUUUUGUUGUCUUCACUAUUAUUCUACAAUGUAGAAAAUAGUAAAAAAUAAAGAAAUACCCUUGAAUGAGUAGGUGUGUCCAAACUUUUGACUGGUACUGGACAGUAUAUUCCUUAAUAAGUUUUUUAUACAUUUUUUGCUGCCUCUUGGGUCCCCACGGGCCUGGGCCCAGGGGCUUCAGCCCCGGUAAGCCCCUGCAUUAAGCCGGCCCUGUGCACGCCCCUCUCUCCUCUAGCUCACCUGUUUUGCUCUACCUGUGCCGUUUGACAGAGGCAGACUGGGGAGUAUUGGAGCUGUGUUUCCCCUUAAACUGAUGACCCAUAACCUCUAACCCCUGACCUCUCACUCCUCAACUCCUGUUCCCAGAACCCUAACCCCUCUGUUAGUGACCUUUCCUGACUGCAUCCUGACUGAAUCCUAAUUGUUCCUCACUCACACUGAGGAAGGAGUUAGCUGCUGAAAAAUUGAUGUGUUAAAUGUUGUGCCAAUAAAAUGUUACCCGUAAAUCCAAAGCAACUGUGAGUGCUGACCUUUUUAUAAUAUCCUCUACUGACCUUUGACCACCAGGACCUGACGGCUCUAGCCAAGGAGCUGAGGGAACUGCGUCAGGGGGAUGAGCCCAAUCGCCCGCCCAUCAAGGUGACGGACUACUCCUCGUCCAGUGACGAGUCACAGAGUGACGAGGAUGUAGAGGAGGGAGAGGGAGGAAGUAAUGACGGCUCUGUGUCUGUCAGCGACAUCCCACGCAUCAUGUGAGUAUGUGUGUGUGUAUGUUAGAAAGUGUGUGUGUCUGCAUUUUAGCUAUGCAUUUAUUUUAUUUUAUUGUAGUUUUGUAUUUUAAAUCUGCAAUAUGUAACUUUUUGGGAACCUGAACAAAUUCACAUAGAAAUGUGAGUUAUAGUUCUGUAAUUCCAUUGAAAGCAAGUCUAAGAAGCGGUAGAUCUGUUCUACAGUAUGUGCGCUAUUUGCGUCUUUUACUUUCGGUUUUGUACACCAGCUUCAAAAAGCUGAAAAUACAAAAUGUUUGGUUAUGGAAAAUACAAUUCUGUGGUUUAGAUGGUACAAAUGAUUCUCUACACUAUACUUGCUUGUUUUGUCAUAUAAACUGAAAUUACUAUUAGAAUUUUAGCAACCAGGAAAUGGCAGAGCGAUUUCUUCAUAGGGCAUCUUUAAGUAUUUUUAACUUGUGUGUGUGUGUGUGUCAGGCCGGCUGCGGGGCAGAGUAGCGGUGAGGCGUACGGUGUAAUGGGAGGACAUAAUGAUUCCUACGGCAACAGUUCACAAGACAGCACCCUGAUGAUGAGAGAGGUCAGUCACCUUUCACUUUUAACCCCUGACCACUGGGCUCCACUCUGCUUCCUUUAUACACAACUCAGCAUCCUGGCAUGCACUCGGCUCUGCGUGUGUCUGUGUCUGUCUGUCUGGUAUGAGUCUCUGCAUUGUCACUCCUCUGGGUUCACCCACCUUCCACAUCAGGGGCAGAACAUACCCCUUAACCACAGAUCCAGAUGAACCUCCUAAACCCUAAACCUAACCUUAACCAUUAGAUUCCAACCUUAACCUUACCUUAACCACAAAUCUAGAAUCAUCUUAUCCUUCCCAAAUCCUACCCAUCACAAGGAAAUACAUUAAUCUGACCUUAGAUAAGUGUGUAGAGUGGCCCUUACUCUCCCUCUGUUCCAGACCUAUGGGGACAAGAGGUGGAGCUCCGCUCUCGCCGACAGCAACGGUUUCCCCGGAAACGCCAAUCUGCCCGAUCUGGUGCAGCAAAGCCCCUCCCCCAUGGUCUCCCCUGGCGAUGGCUCUGGGCGCAGCCACCCCAAA